Molecule: messenger RNA, 4066 nt
Organism: Mustela lutreola (European mink)
Lineage: Eukaryota; Metazoa; Chordata; Mammalia; Carnivora; Mustelidae
Gene: OPRD1
Product: opioid receptor delta 1
Exons: 3
Coding region: 238-1350 (370 amino acids)
Biological process (GO): G protein-coupled opioid receptor signaling pathway; neuropeptide signaling pathway
Cellular component (GO): membrane; neuron projection
Molecular function (GO): G protein-coupled enkephalin receptor activity; neuropeptide binding
Source: RefSeq, a predicted model, not a curated record
GUCCAAGGAUCCCGCAGCGGCUCGGGCUCAGAGCGCUCGGGGCUCAGAGAGCAGCCGGGCGCCGGGGGGGCCGGCGGCCAGGCGCGCGGAGGGGACUCGGGGCCGACCGGGCGGCCGUGGCACUGCAGUCCGUGGCGUCGGGGCCGCGCGGCCCUAGCCCUCGCGCGUCGCUCGCAUCGGUUCUCUGCGCCCAGGGCGCACGGCGGGGAGGGACGCGGCACCCCCUGCCCGGCCGCCAUGGAGCCGGCCCCCUCUGCCGACGCCGUGCUGCAGCCCCUGCUCCUCGCCAACGCUUCGGACGCCUUCCCCAGCGCCUUCCCCAGCGCCAAUGCGUCGGGGCCGCCGGCCACCCGGAGCGCCUCGUCCCUCGCCCUGGCCAUCGCCAUCACCGCGCUCUACUCGGCCGUGUGCGCUGUGGGGCUGCUGGGCAACGUGCUGGUCAUGUUUGGCAUCGUCCGGUACACUAAGAUGAAGACAGCCACCAACAUCUACAUCUUCAACCUGGCCUUGGCGGAUGCACUGGCCACCAGCACGUUGCCCUUCCAGAGUGCUAAGUACCUGAUGGAGACAUGGCCCUUUGGGGAGCUGCUCUGUAAGGCUGUGCUCUCCAUCGACUACUACAACAUGUUCACCAGCAUCUUCACCCUCACCAUGAUGAGCGUCGACCGCUACAUUGCCGUCUGUCACCCUGUCAAGGCCCUGGAUUUCCGCACGCCCGCCAAGGCCAAGCUGAUCAACAUCUGCAUCUGGGUCCUGGCCUCGGGUGUGGGUGUCCCCAUCAUGGUCAUGGCUGUGACCCGCCCCCGGGACGGGGCUGUGGUGUGCAUGCUCCAGUUCCCCAGCCCCAGCUGGUACUGGGAUACCGUGACCAAGAUCUGCGUGUUCCUCUUCGCCUUCGUCGUGCCCAUCCUCAUCAUCACCGUGUGCUACGGCCUGAUGCUGCUGCGCCUGCGCAGUGUGCGCCUGCUGUCGGGCUCCAAGGAGAAGGACCGCAGCCUGCGGCGCAUCACGCGCAUGGUGCUGGUGGUGGUGGGCGCCUUCGUGGUGUGCUGGGCGCCCAUCCACAUCUUCGUCAUCGUCUGGACGCUGGUGGGCAUCGACCGCCGCGACCCGCUGGUGGUGGCCGCGCUGCACCUGUGCAUCGCGCUCGGCUACGCCAACAGCAGCCUCAACCCCGUGCUCUACGCCUUCCUCGACGAGAACUUCAAGCGCUGUUUCCGCCAGCUCUGCCGCACGCCCUGCGGCCGCCCGGAGCCCGGCAGCUUCAGCCGCGCCCGCGAGACCACGGCCCGUGAACGGGUCACCGCCUGCACCCCGUCCGACGGUCCCGGCGGGGGCGCCGCCGCCUAAACCGCGCCGGCCCGGCCCGCCUAGCGCCCCUCCGGGGUGACCUGGCCGGCACCCGGGGCCCGCAGGGGGCGGGGCCGCGACGCGGAGUGGGGCCGAAGGCGCCCCUGUUUUGGAGAACCGGGUCGAGCGGGAGCCUGGCGGAGGCCGAGAGGCGGGGCCCCUGCGGAGGGGCGGGCCUCCGGGCUGGGGCGGGGCGAGGGGCGGGGCCUUUGGGCGGCUGGUGCGGUCGGAGGUUUUGGGUCGGGUGCCGGAAGCUAGCUAGGACUCUAGGGGAGUGGGGCCUGUGGCUCUGGGACCCGACCGCUAGACGGAACCUCUGCGGCGGGCCAGCCUCAACCUUGGGACAGCCUCGGGUACUAGCCAGAGCCGGCCUUGCUGGCCUGGGACCUGAAAAAGCCAAGGACCCACCCAGGACUCAGGGGGCCUUGGUGGAGACCUAGGCUUGAGAACAGGGCUGCAAGACUGGGUCUCUCUCUGGUGGGGGGUGGUCCUCUUUUGGGGGCGAGAGGGAGGGACAGGUCAGCCAAGCGGCGACAGCUCAAGACUGGGCCACGAGGUAGGCUAGCGCCACGAGAUAGGCUGUGUGCAGGGGAUGGCGGCCUCAAUCUUGGGGUAGAGUCCCAGCCCCGAGUUGUAGCCAGAGGCGGGGUUGCUGAGGUCCAGGUCCAACUGGACUGUCGUCAUAAAUAGAAAAUAAAAUCGAGAGGGAGAGAGAAACAGUAUGCCUUUUCUGCCCUUGACAGUCGUUUUCUUGGAAUGGCCUCAGCAUGGAUGUCGUGUUUCCCGCACUUUAUGCCAGUGGGGCUUGGGACAGGACAGUGGAGCAGGGCCAGCACCUUCAGGCUAGGAUAGCAGGACAGGCCCUCAGCUGGGGUAGGAUCCCCAGCUCUGGGUUCUAUGGGGCUCAGAAGGAGGAGGGAGGUCUGGCAGCUCCAAAACCAGAGCUGCCAGGUGGCCUCUGUGCCAAGGGUUGGGGGCUGGGCAGAGGCAGAGGCGAGGCUGGGGAACUUCUUUGUAGACAGUAGGUCCUCAAGCUGGGGGGCAGACGCUUUGGGGGGUCCCCAGGGGCCUGAUUUCUCUGUCCAGGUGCUGGAGGACAGAAGACAAUGCUAGCAAGAGCCCCAUGCAUGGUAAGUGGCAACUGGGACUGGGUGGGGGCAUCUGAAGGACCAGUGUGGACUUUUCUUCCUGCCCAUCUUGGGUCUCUAAGAAGAACCUCCAGGAGAUCCUCCUCCUUCUCCCAACACCUGGACGUGUCCAGUGUUUACAGGCAGCUGGAACUGCCCACACAGGAGCCUGUCUCUGAAGGAACUGGGAGGAAGAAGGCUUUCCUAACUGAUAGGAGUUUUUCUCUUCAUGUGUUUGGCAUUUUAUUCAGGCACUCCCAGAUCUUUGCUCUCCUAUCAGGGUCUGUCCUUGUUCCCUGUGCCUCCCCCCUGCUUCACCUCCUCUCCCCGCCCCCUCCCCACCACAGACACUGCCUCAGUCCCACACCCCUGACUCCCUAUUGAAGCAGUGAGCUGACAUCCUUGUAGAAACAAAUUAAUUUUCUUCCCUUUUUGGGACAGAUGGUGAGAAAUUGACGUCUUUGUCUCAAACCACAAAAAAAAAAAAAAAAAAAAAAAAGAUACCUCUUCUCCCUUUGACAGUCAUUUCCUUGGAACAAAAGCCUUUCUCUUGUCUGGGAGACUGUCACUCCAGCAGGGGCUGAUCUAGCGUUCAGGAGGUUGAGGGCUUAGGCACCAGGAUGGGUGCUGGGCACCUUAGGGAUAGGGAUACCCUUAGUUGACAAAGCACAGCUCCCCUCUUGGGGUGUGGACCCCAGAAAACCCCAGACCUGGAAUUUGCUUCCUCCAGGCAAUGGCUUCAGUAGCACUUUGGAAGAUGUAGGGCAGUGCCCAGUGCCCCUGGAGACUUCUGUGUCUGAAUGGGAGGGGGGUGUAUCAGCAAGGCAGGGGACCCUCCUGGACACUCCUUUUCAUGUGGGACCCCCGUCUUGGGGAGAUGUCAGAGAUCGGGGACAAUUUAGGGACUAGGGAAGACGUCUGAAGAAGUUGACAUUGGAUCCAGGCCUGUUGAUUCUCUCUGCAAGGACUCUGUCCCCUUCAACUCUCCUUCCCUGGAUCUGCGCCUGCCGUCUCCCAUGGCUAUAACAAAUCUGACUGGUUUUUACUACUUCUCAUACAUAAAUGUGUCCCAGGGUCCACAGAGGCUGGGUCCAAACCACGUGCAUUUAAGGUAAAGUGAAUUUGUACCAAAAUCAACUUGAUGCCAGGCUGUGCACCCUAGGGACUGGGACUCGGAAAUAAGUCAGAUACAGCCCGGCCCUCAGAAAGUUCAUGCCCAGGCUGGGAGACAAGGUGUCCGCAGAGCAUCAUCUGCGUGUGAUGUGUGCAAUGAAAGGAAGCCCCAGGGAGGGUGUCUUGGGGAAGUGUGUUUUCUAGCUUUUUACUGAGACACAUCCAUAGACAUUCUAGAAGGGGUGGAAAAGAGAGGGGCUUAAAGGAUAUGUAGGGGUUGGCCACCAAGAAGAGGGAACAGUGUGUGCAAGAGCAUGGAAAUGUUGAGGUGCUUGGCAAACCCGAAAAAAGCUGUCCACAUCUGGAGUUUGGGGCUUAACUGAGAGCAAUUUUGAGUGUCAGGCUCUGUGCUAAGCGCUUCGUGCACAUCGUCCCUUCGAGCCUCGUGAGAGCCCAGGGGAGGUACUGUUACCCUU